UACUCAGCCGUGGGUGGGGUUUCUGUGCUCCGGAGCAGGCAGCGGAAUUAGGCGACUCAAGGAGAAAGCCUUCUACUCUUCGGUUAAGCAAGAUUUAGCCCCUCAACUCUGUAGGGAGGGACACGUAAGAGGAGGUGGUGGGGGCAAACCCAGAAGCGGCAUGUGUGGCUGCUCAUCCAUACGCUGCCUUUUCCUCUCCUUGAAAAUCUUUCCCAAGAGGUCGUUUUACACGAACCCAGACAAGACCUUCGCAAGCUUCCGGGAUAGUCAAUAAGGUGAGUGGCAGGAGGCGGCAGCGCUGACCCACCGGAGCCCAGCUCAGGGUUCUGUGCUCCGCUCCCGGAGCUCUGGCCCAACUGCCCGGGGACAAGGACAGCUGUCGCGCCCGAACCUCCUCUGCAGACCUCUUCCGAGUGGGUGCGCUGAGCCAUGGAAGGCGCAGACCUGGCAGGGAAGAUCCUGUCCACCUGGCUGACGCUGGUGCUGGGCCUCAUCCUGCUGCCUUCGGCCUUCGGAGUGUCUCUGGGCAUCUCCGAGAUCUACAUGAAGAUCCUGGUGAAAACUUUAGAGUGGGCCACAUUACGAAUUGAAAAAGGAGCUGAGAAGGAGUCUGUUCUUAAAAAUUCAGCUUCUGUUGGUAUUAUCCAAAGAGAUGAGUCACCCAUGGAAAAAGGGCUCUCUGGUCUGCGAGGAAGGGACUUUGAGCUGUCUGAUGUGUUUUAUUUCUCCAAGAAGGGAUUGGAAGCCAUUGUAGAAGAUGAAGUGACCCAGAGGUUCUCCUCAGAGGAGCUAGUGUCAUGGAAUCUCCUCACAAGAACCAAUAUAAAUUUCCAGUACAUCAGUCCUCGGCUCACUAUGGUGUGGGUGUUGGGCGUCAUAGUACGCUAUUGUGUCCUACUACCUCUGAGGGUUACUCUGGCUUUUAUUGGGAUCAGUUUGCUGGUUAUAGGAACUACACUGGUUGGGCAGUUGCCAGACGGCAGACUCAAAAACUGGCUGAGUGAAAUGGUACAUCUGACUUGCUGUCGGAUCUGCGUGAGAUCUCUCUCUGGCACCAUCCAUUAUCAUAACAAGCAGUACAGACCCCAGAAGGGAGGCAUUUGCGUUGCCAACCACACCUCUCCAAUAGACGUUUUGAUCUUGACCACAGAUGGAUGUUAUGCUAUGGUUGGCCAGGUUCAUGGUGGACUGAUGGGAAUUAUUCAGAGAGCUAUGGUAAAGGCUUGUCCACAUGUCUGGUUUGAACGCUCAGAAAUGAAGGAUCGACACCUGGUUACUAAGAGACUUCGCAUGAUGACCAGUUGGGCCAUCGUCUGUGAUGUGUGGUACAUGCCCCCCAUGACUAAAGAGGAAGGAGAAGAUGCAGUCCAGUUUGCUAACAGGGUUAAGUCUGCUAUUGCAGUACAAGGAGGAUUGACUGAACUUCCCUGGGAUGGAGGGCUGAAGAGAGCAAAGGUGAAGGACACCUUUAAGGAAGAGCAGCAGAAGAAUUAUAGCAAAAUGAUUGUGGGCAACGGAUCUCCCAACUUGGAAUCAGACUGAGGCCACCCCUGAUGCUACCCUGUAGAUAAACUCGGCUUCCCAGAACUACCUUAGAAGUGAAGUGUUUUUUGGGGAGGGGGGUUUGUUUCAUUUUAUUAUUUUGUUUUGUUUAUUGUUAAUAUUUUCUACAGGAUGAUUGUCUCUACCUCUUUAUACCAGAGGCAGAACCUACAGGUGACCUGUUGUGGCUUUCCUGAGGCUGUUGGAGCACUAGCCUCAUCAAUUGUAAGGUAGUUGACUGAGGCAAAACAGAUUCUGCCUUUUGUAAAAUGAUGGUGUCAUUGGUGAUUGAAUGAAAUAUUUUUACAGGGACAAGUGCUUCUAGGGAGUAUUUGAACCUCGUUCAUAGGGUAAAUUCUUGGAAACUAUCCCAACUAUCUGUGUCCACAAUUUGCUUUUCUUCACUUACACAAUGGGGGGUCACACAACAAUGUGAGGUUACCAUUGGGGUUCUGUGUUACUAUAAAGUUGAAAAGAAAAAUGGAACCUUGUAUUUUAGGGUGAAGGACAACUUUGUGGUGACCUGACCAGAAAGCCAAAAGGAAGUAUAAAUUAUUUUUUCCCUAAUGUGUUGGGACAGUAAUACUAUUUGGUAAGCUUCACCAAAGAAAAAUUGAGUGGAAGUAAAGGUGUGUAUGUAUUUAUGUAUAGGAGACUCACAACACAUUUCAACCAUCAAUGGUGAUUAAUAGCUUAGUUAGUUUUUCUUGUGUGUAUGCUAAAGAUUCCCUUCCAUCUACCAACUUGUUUGUUUUUGUAACCAAACACAUUUUCAAAUAUAAGGAACCUUAAAAAAAAAAAGUCACAUUGGGUAUCUUCAGUAUGAAUGAGUGAAAGCCGCCCCUCACCCUCCCACCCUUAGUGGUUUAUUCUCAGAUCUUCCUGGUCUUUUAAGCAGAAAAACAAGUGGUAUCAUUACCUUUUGGAAACUGAGCCUUAAAUAUUUUUAAAGGGGGGAAAUAAGCAUUCCCUAACUCAAAUAGCAUAAGCAAUGUUGGAUAGCAAUAUAAUACCACUGUAAACUCUUGAGUAUUAUCUCUCCUGGUAACCUUGUACAGAAUGUGAACUGUCUUACCAUGAACAUAAAUAAAUUUUAUAUUUUUAAA
Messenger RNA from Ictidomys tridecemlineatus (thirteen-lined ground squirrel), 2648 nucleotides. NCBI's taxonomy places the organism in Eukaryota, Metazoa, Chordata, Mammalia, Rodentia, Sciuridae. The record is from RefSeq and is a predicted model, not a curated record.